Messenger RNA from Closterium sp. Naga37s-1, 1938 nucleotides. The record is from the annotation of a GenBank genome assembly. Lineage: Eukaryota; Viridiplantae; Streptophyta; Zygnematophyceae; Desmidiales; Closteriaceae.
AUGGAUACUAGCGACGCCGAGGGAGACGCGGCUGAUCCCGACGACAGGCCGACAUGUAUCACACCCCCUGCGACAGGGCUUCAGUUUCUCCGCGCUGUGCAUGCAGAUAACGCUCGCGAUGAGGAGGAGCUGGGCGAUGGCGGUACCGAAUGGAUGCGCCGUCCUGGCAAGGAAAGUGGCGGCAUGGAAGAUGCGUACGACGAUUGGUGUCCUUCUCCGCGCCCGAUGAAUGACGCUGCUGAGUCCGACGGUGUUGAGGAGUGGAUCGCCUCGCCGCGAAACGAGGUUGCUGCAGAGCCGGCUGAAACGGUUGCAACGCAGGUCGUCGAUGCGGCCACUCCUGAGUCAUCCGGUUCAGUCGCUGUGAAGAAGCGACGGUACACGCAGCAAGUUUUGCAGUGGGGAACACCGCCUCCGAAGCCCGUCGCUCCACCUCCCCGUGCUGCCCCACCCCCCAUUCGUCCCCUUACAGACGAGGAGAAGAAGGAGAAGGCGUACCUGAAGGCGCAGAAGAGCUACAAGUCUGAUUGGCUGCCGAAGUUUGACUGGCUGAUUCUGGACAAGACGCCAGAGGGUGACCCGUGCCUGCGCUGCAGUGUCUGCAUGGAGCACGGGAAGGACAACGCGCGUUACGGUCGCAAUGGCGCUGGCGGUCGUGAUCUGCAGAUCGGGUCGAUGCGGUGGCACGAGAACAGUGCGAAGCACGAGGACGCCAUGAACAAGCAGGCAAACCUUCUGCAGAAGAUCGUGGACCAGAAGAAGAUUGAAGACUUCGCGAAUGGAGAUCCGGAAGGCUGUCGCGUCGCGGUACUCAUGCGCGCCAUGCGUUUUGUGUGCCGUACCGACACACCCAUCCACAUGUACCCACAGGUCGUGCAGCUUCUCGCAGAGGAGGGGGUCGCCAACAUUCCGCAACAAAGCUAUGGAGUGUACAUCACGCAGUACGGUUUCUCCGAGAUGGCCAAGGCUCUCACCGCCGAAGCACUUGUUGUGAAGGAGACGGCCGAAGCCGAGCAGUUCCAAGAUUUCCGGAUGGUAGACAAGGCCAUCCGUGCAGUGGGCGAGAUCGUGGGGAGAUCCACGCCGUGGUACGAGCGGUUCAAAGAGCUCCAGAUCGUGAUCCACAGCACCAACCUCGAGCACCAGGGACUGUUCGACGUGCGCUGGCUCUCCCGUGCCGAUGCGGUCAACCGGCUUGUCAAGAUUUUGGGGUCGGCAAUCGUGCUCUUUCUGGAGUACAAGCACAAGAUCGCCUCGGUUGUGAAGACCCUGAAAUUCCACUUCUGUCUGUAUUUCCUGGCAGACAUUUUGGGGGAGUUGAACUCCCUGAACCGUUUCUUCCAACGACGCAAGGUGGAGGUGACGCAAGUCACAGAGGAGGUCGACCGUGUGGUGUCCCUCAUCGAGCACCGCUACAUCGACUACGAUGGUGGUUUCGGGGCGGGUCUGAGCCCCAUCCUGUCUCCAUUCAUGGCACGUGUCAAGAAAGGGGACAAGAAGGUGAAGGUGGACGGCGUGGACGCUAGCGGCAUACCCGUCAAGCACACCUUCGAGCUCAGCGAGCUGCCGGACAAGAAGCACAAGUUCGGCGGGACGCUUGCAGAUUGCGUGAAGUUGGGCAAGGCCUUCGCCCGCGAGGUCGUGUACAACCUGAAGCACCGCAUGCGAGAUCUUCGUCGAAUGGGCGGCUUGAAGCUUUUCAGGGUGGACAAGUGGCCAGCGAAUCCGGACACGCGUGUGAGACGUUGUGCCACGUGGCUCCGCGAGAACUCUAAACUCUUCAACCACCAGCUGCCAGAUGUCGUGGACAUCUGGCGCAAGCAGAAGAAGAGGCGGCCUACAAAAUCCCCUGCACCCUUCCAACCAGCCAAUGACAAGGGCGGGCCAGAGGCCAGUUCGGACGACGAACGGGAGGAUGACGUGGCUUACGAUGAGUGA